AUGGUGUUUAAACGUAAAAAACGUCCAGAAAUUUCAAAACCGACUGAUUUUCAACAUAUUCGUAAGACAUAUUUUGAUAUAAAUAGUCAGACAUUAAAAGAUUUACCACCACAAUGGACAAGUAUAUUAACAGAUGAAGAUAUAUCACGAACAGCUAUUGCUGCAUAUGAACGCCAAAGACAACGAGAACAACAGCAACAGCAACAACAACAACAACAACAACAAUAUUCAAAUCAACAACCACGACCAAAACCAUUAAUUGGUGAUCCUUGUUUUUUAACACCAUCUGAUCUUGAAUAUCUCAAAUCUCAAACAAUUGUUCGUGGUUCAGGAUCAAGUCAACAAACAUUAACUAAUCAUCGACAAACAUCUCCACCUAAAAUGUCCAAUGAUUAUACUUAUCAUUCUCAUAAUCAACUCAUACAAAUUCCACGUAAUACUCAUCUUGAUCGUCUCUAUAAUAUUAAAUCACUUGAUUCAUCUACUGACAAUCGUAAACCAUCAGUUCCAAAUUAUCAGAAUGAAUUAAUACUUCCAUCAAAUGGAAAAAUAAAACAAGCAACAUCACCUGCUGUUGUUACAACUCGAGAAAAAAUUGAUGGAAAUACAAAAUUAUCACUUGAAGAUUUCGUUUUUGCAUUACAAAAAGUUGUUAGCCAGUCAGAUCCUCGUACAAUGUAUGAUCAUUUUGUUAAAAUUGGUGAAGGAUCAACAGCAAAUGUUUACAUAGCUAUUGAUAAACAUUAUGGUACACAAGUUGCUAUUAAACAAAUGAAUAUAACUAAACAACAACGAAAAGAACUGUUAUUUAAUGAAGUAAUGAUUAUGCGUGAUUAUAAACAUCCAAAUAUUGUUGAAAUGUAUGGUUCAUAUUUAGUUGAUAAUGAAUUAUGGGUUGUCAUGGAAUAUCUUGAUGGUGGUGCAUUAACUAAUUUACUUGUAACACCCACAGGUGAAACACAAAUGAAUGAGCAACAAAUUGCAACUGUUUGUAAAUCAGUACUUAAAGCACUAGCUUAUCUUCAUUCGAAUGGUGUUAUACAUCGAGAUAUAAAAAGUGAUUCAAUAUUACUUUCAACAGAUGGUUUUGUUAAAUUAAGUGAUUUUGGUUUUUGUGCACAAGUUAUGAAUGAGAAAAAAGCACAGACAAUUAAAAGAAAAUCAUUAGUUGGAACGCCUUAUUGGAUGAGUCCUGAAGUUAUUUCAAGAACACCAUAUUCAACUGAAGUUGAUAUUUGGUCAUUGGGUAUUAUGGUAAUGGAAAUGAUUGAUGGUGAACCACCAUAUUUCAAUGAACAACCAUUAACUGCAAUGCGUAAAAUUCGUGAUCAACCUCCACCAAAAUUAAAAAAUCCUCAUAAAACUUCAUCACUUUUACAAGGUUUUCUUGGUCGAUGUUUAGUACGUGAUCCAUCUCAACGAGCAACAGCUAUUGAUUUACUUGAUCAUCCAUUUCUUCGUCAUGCUGGUAAUCCAUCAUGUCUGCAAACACUUUUAUCAGAGCAAACCAUUGCUAAAGGAAAUUUAUAUGUAUCAUGA
Rotaria sp. Silwood1 is the source of this 1539-nucleotide messenger RNA. The record is from the annotation of a GenBank genome assembly. Lineage: Eukaryota; Metazoa; Rotifera; Eurotatoria; Philodinida; Philodinidae.